GAGCGGCGCCUCCCUCAGGGGAAGAUGAAGGGUCACGUAUACCUCAGGCACAGGCCGCAGUCCUCGCCCGCAGCCGGAGGGAAGCCGCCCCCUCAGAGAAAGGAUUUAUUUCAAUCUUAUGAAAGGUAUCUGCAUACUUCGGAGAAAAUCAAGCCAACUGCUCAGAAGAACAAAUAUGAACCAAACAAAUUCCCAAAUAUGUGUGUACACAAACUACUUGUAAACCCAUUUGAACUAAAUUGCACGACUGUAAAAGCAUGUGGCUGUGAACCUUCUAUUGGUCAAUUAAAGAAGAGCAGAACUAAUCAGACUUGGCGUCCAAAGUCAACAAUCAGAAAAUAUAUUGUUUCAAACGCAAAAGCGAGAUUGCCUGCUGAGAUCAUAGAGCCAUGCAUUACAGCAUUAGGAACAAAGUGUGACCUUCAGAAGAGACCCCAAAGUGCAACGUCUUCAUGCCACAGAUCCAUAAAGAAAGAGCUUGAAACCAUUCACGAUGCCCUGCUGAAUUCAGACAGUGAGCUUGAGAAACUGAUUGAAGAGAUCCUUGAUAAUGAAAACAUAAAAGGGAUGAUGGUAAAAGACUUUAUCCAUACAGAUCAAGUCACUGAUUAUAUUUUUACGGAAGAACCACUGCCAGUUAAAACACUUGAUGGAAGCAAGACCCCAAGCUAUUUAGCUGCUUUCCCUGCCUCACAGACGCAGGAGAAUUCCCGAGAGACUCUUCACUUGUACCUACCUACACAGAAAUCUCUGGAUAAAGAUGAAGUCAUAGCUGCCUGGUUCAGAAAUAUUAGAGAGCAAUCAGCUCAGCCUCCCAUUCUUUACAUCUCCCAAAACGCAGCAACCUUCAGUGAAGAGGGCAGACAAGCCUCCUGGCACCACCUCCACCAGUGCUGUUGUCAACAGUUUACCAGGAGGCAACCACUUCAAGAUGAGGAUCCACAUAGUUCUGGAGUAUCUAUUAAUCACUUAAAGAAUGUACAAAACUAUUCUCAGAACGUUUUUGAAACAAGUGGAAGGAUUAAGAAGGAAACGACUGCCAAUCUUGCUAACCUACUGAAGAUUGAGAAAAUUCCCUCGAGAUCUCACCCAGCGACCAAACAGAGAAGAACAGCAAGUGCAAAGAAGCACGUACACACCACCAAGGUUAAUCUGCACUUCGAAUAUCCCCAAAAUAAUCUAUACGAAAGACCAGUACGACCAUUCAAGCAUAACUCGAUCAAGAACUCAGAAGUCGACUUAACCUUAUAUGACUUGGAGCUGGAAUGAGACAAUGGUCACAAAUUACAAGAUGAAGAAUCAGCUGCCAAUGCAAAGUCAAGUUCUGAUUCUCAUCAGUACAUUGUCCAUGUUACUGACAGACGGGCAUCAGAGAGAAAACAAACAUACCUGAAGAAUUCAGCCCAGAAACUGCUUAGAAAAACCUUGGGAUCUUGAACAAAUAUUUAUAUUGUCCCAGGGCAAAACUGACUUUUACACAAACCACCACACAAAAAGGCUGAGUGAUUUUAGUAUUUGUAUGCAGUUUUCAAAUUCAAGAUUAAAGU
Molecule: messenger RNA, 1547 nt
Organism: Callorhinchus milii (elephant shark)
Lineage: Eukaryota; Metazoa; Chordata; Chondrichthyes; Chimaeriformes; Callorhinchidae
Exons: 7
Coding region: 25-1269 (414 amino acids)
Source: RefSeq, a predicted model, not a curated record